CCCACAACCAUUUUUCCCUCACGUUGCUUCAUUUCGCAUCGCCGCUGCCGCUCAAAACCCUAACCCUGCAAACCCAGUGCCGAAAUGGGUCGCGUGAUCCGUGCCCAACGUAAGGGUGCAGGUUCCGUCUUUAGGUCCCACACACACCACCGGAAAGGCCCGGCCAGAUUUCGCUCCCUCGAUUUCGGCGAGCGCAAUGGCUACCUGAAAGGAGUGGUCACUGAUAUUAUCCACGAUCCUGGUCGCGGCGCGCCGCUUGCUCGUGUGACGUUUCGUCACCCAUUUCGCUACAAGCACCAGAAAGAGCUUUUCGUUGCUGCUGAAGGGAUGUAUUCUGGUCAGUUUGUGUACUGUGGAAAGAAGGCGAAUUUGAUGGUGGGAAAUGUUUUGCCUUUGAGAUCGAUACCUGAGGGAGCUGUUGUCUGUAACGUGGAGCAUCAUGUGGGUGAUAGGGGAGUGUUCGCUAGGUGUUCUGGGGAUUAUGCUAUUGUUAUUAGUCAUAACGCUGAUAAUGGAACUACCAGGAUCAAGCUUCCUUCUGGAGCCAAGAAGAUUGUACCUAGCGGAUGCCGAGCUAUGGUUGGUCAAGUUGCAGGUGGAGGCAGGACUGAGAAGCCUAUGUUGAAGGCAGGAAAUGCAUAUCACAAAUACAGAGUGAAGAGGAACUGCUGGCCCAAGGUUCGUGGUGUUGCUAUGAAUCCUGUGGAGCAUCCCCAUGGUGGUGGUAAUCACCAGCAUAUUGGGCAUGCCAGUACUGUUCGCCGUGAUGCUCCUCCUGGCCAGAAGGUUGGUCUCAUCGCUGCAAGGAGAACUGGUCGUCUUCGAGGACAAGCUGCUGCCACAGCUGCAAAAGCUGACAAGGGCGCAUAAUUUACUAUCUGAAUUUCAAUUUGUUUGUGCUAUUGCUUUAGACAAUUUUGUAAUUGCCGGACCAUGGGGCCUUGAUUUUGAAGUUUGGUAGUCCUUGGGAUAUAUUACAUGCGAUAUUGACAAGUGACUUUUCUCAUAUAGCCAGAUUUUUGUUGGAAAUUUAUAAAUUUAAUGAUUGAAUUUUUUAAUA
This is a messenger RNA of Hevea brasiliensis (rubber tree), 1060 nucleotides long. Its product is annotated as 60S ribosomal protein L8. NCBI's taxonomy places the organism in Eukaryota, Viridiplantae, Streptophyta, Magnoliopsida, Malpighiales, Euphorbiaceae. Gene Ontology annotation, biological process: cytoplasmic translation. Gene Ontology annotation, cellular component: cytosolic large ribosomal subunit; ribosome. Gene Ontology annotation, molecular function: RNA binding; structural constituent of ribosome. The record is from RefSeq and is a predicted model, not a curated record. The transcript is spliced from 2 exons. The coding region runs from base 85 to 870 and encodes 261 amino acids.